CGUGCAUGGAAACUAUCGCCCAUCAAUUCUGAGAAGACCUUACAAUCUCCAUGAUUUUCUCCAGCAACUUUCCGGUAAGAUCCAACCAGUUGUUCCUGGCUUCGGUUUUUCCGGCGCACGCCGCCUCCCCUCCAAAUGCUACUUUUCUCAAUCUUCGCCCACCGGCUUCAUCCUUCCCAAUUUCUCCGCCGUUGUUGUCGCCGCGUGUCCCUUCUCUCUCCACCGCUAGGAGCUUCGCUGCCCGAGCUUUUUUCGAUCUCAAAGGCGGCAAAGGGUACUUUACUUGCGGUAUUAUUAAUUUGUUUUUGGUUAAUGAUCACCAUGGGAGAGGUCUUAUUUCGAAAGGUCGUCAUGAACUACUCAAUAGUAUUGGUGUCAGUUGUGAUGGAGUUGCCCGUACCGGUGAUUCAUUAGCACUGUCAGAGUUGUCGCUCAAAUUUCUUGGACCUUUAAGGAGUGGAGACAAAUUUGUUGUUAAGGUGAGGAUCUCCGACUCCUCUGGUGCUCGCCUGUACUUUGAGCAUUUCAUCUUUAAGCUUCCAAAUGAAGAGCCUAUUCUGGAGGCAAAGGCCACAGCUGUAUGGCUCGACAAAAACUAUCGUCCUGCUCGUAUACCUCCAGAGUUCAGAUCAAAAUUUGUUCAAUUCCUUCGCCAUGAGGAAUCCCAUUGAAUCGUUGCUGAACUUCAGAGAUCCCUUCGUUAGGUCUGUGAAUGAAGAAUAUGGUUCUUGAUCGGAAACCAAUCCGAGUUGGUAUUUCUUAAACAACUUUAGUUAAAAAAUUUAGUCUGUCAUUGCAGAAUCAUAGCAACAAAGGAC
Molecule: messenger RNA, 818 nt
Organism: Hibiscus syriacus
Lineage: Eukaryota; Viridiplantae; Streptophyta; Magnoliopsida; Malvales; Malvaceae
Product: acyl-acyl carrier protein thioesterase ATL3, chloroplastic-like
Exons: 5
Coding region: 51-671 (206 amino acids)
Cellular component (GO): chloroplast
Molecular function (GO): fatty acyl-[ACP] hydrolase activity
Source: RefSeq, a predicted model, not a curated record